CCAAGAAACGAAAACGAGAAAGAAAGAAAGAAAGAAAGAAAGAAAGAAAAUUCACACAUUCCAGAAAGAAAGAAAGAAAGAAAGAAAGAAAGAAAUGCCUUUGCCUCUUUUAAAAGAAAGAAAGAAAGAAAGAAAGAAAGAAAGAAACAGAAUGUGAGGUCCCGUUAG
Messenger RNA from Cercocebus atys (sooty mangabey), 168 nucleotides. RefSeq lists its product as uncharacterized. The annotation marks the transcript as partial. The record is from RefSeq and is a predicted model, not a curated record. The transcript is spliced from 2 exons. NCBI's taxonomy places the organism in Eukaryota, Metazoa, Chordata, Mammalia, Primates, Cercopithecidae.